Molecule: messenger RNA, 910 nt
Organism: Sciurus carolinensis (gray squirrel)
Lineage: Eukaryota; Metazoa; Chordata; Mammalia; Rodentia; Sciuridae
Gene: Ubd
Product: ubiquitin D
Exons: 2
Coding region: 16-510 (164 amino acids)
Biological process (GO): protein ubiquitination; response to type II interferon; ubiquitin-dependent protein catabolic process
Cellular component (GO): nucleus
Molecular function (GO): protein binding; proteasome binding
Source: RefSeq, a predicted model, not a curated record
CCCUUGAUUGCAGAGAUGGCUUCCUGCGACGUGCUUUCUGUGAAUGUCCAUUCUGUGGAAUGGCCAUUAAUGACCUUUGCUGCCUGCUACAAAGACAGCGUGAAGAAGAUCACUGAACACAUCAGAUCCAAGACCAAAGUUCCUGUUCAGGACCAAGUCCUUCUUCUGGGCUCGCAGACCCUAGAGCCACAGAAAACACUGUCAUUUUAUGGCAUUGACAAGGAGAACACCAUUCACCUCACCUUGAAGGUGGUGAAGCCCAGUGAUGAGGAACUGCCUUUAUUUCUGGUAGAGGCAAGAGAUGAGGGGCAGAGGUACCUCCUCCAGGUGCGAAGGUCCAGCUCAGUGACCCAGGUGAAAAAGAUGAUCGAGACUGUGUCUGGUGUGACCCCUAAGAACCAGAUUGUCACUUGCAACGGAAAGAAACUGGAAGAUGGGAAGAUCAUGGCAGAUUAUAGCAUCAAAAAGGGCAAUUUACUCUUUCUGACACGCUAUUGUAUUGGGGGGUGACUUUCCUGGGGAUGAGAUGGUUACCUGGAGUAGAGUUCAUUUUCUUUUAGCUCUUACUCAGCAACCACAUUUUUCAUGAUUUCCCAAAAUUAAUGAGAAUAAGAUAAUAGAGGAAGAUUUGGGGGUGGGGUGUGGGGAGGAUGAAGAGUAUUUUUCAACUCUGAUUCUUUGAUUCUACCAUAGUUUAUGGCAGGAUUGUUACUAAGAAUAGAAAAUAUCAUUUUUAUUUGAGGGAUACCAUUCAAAGCUGACUUGAAAUUUAUUUCUUUGAAAUCCUAUUUCCUUUCCAACAGGAUAAGAUAUUAAGCUUAGGUUGUGAUUCAGUUCUACUGAUUUUUGUGUUUAUAUAUUAAGCUCACUGCUUCAUCUGUAUCACUCAAUAAUUGGUGAAUCAAAAUAA